Molecule: messenger RNA, 1455 nt
Organism: Oncorhynchus keta (chum salmon)
Lineage: Eukaryota; Metazoa; Chordata; Actinopteri; Salmoniformes; Salmonidae
Product: claudin-like protein ZF-A89
Exons: 2
Coding region: 181-1299 (372 amino acids)
Biological process (GO): cell adhesion; bicellular tight junction assembly
Cellular component (GO): bicellular tight junction; plasma membrane
Molecular function (GO): structural molecule activity
Source: RefSeq, a predicted model, not a curated record
GUCCUUCCCCAAUUGGGACUCAGACCUAGAGCAGCACACACAGAAACACAACCACCCACUGUAUUCAGAUUAGACUGAGAGAAGACAAAUAACAUCUACAUCACACAGAAAGGAAGGAAGACAAAGGUCUUUCCAGUUUCACUCAGACCCACAGACAAACCAACGCCAACCGGAUCUAAGAUGGUGUCGGCUGGGCUACAAAUGCUGGGCACUGCCCUUGGGAUCAUAGGCUGGAUUGGGACCAUCAUUGUUUGUGCCAUGCCCAUGUGGAGGGUCACCGCCUUCAUCGGCAGUAACAUAGUCACCUCGCAGACCUCCUGGGAGGGUAUCUGGAUGAGCUGCGUGGUCCAGAGCACGGGCCAGAUGCAGUGUAAGGUCUACGACUCCAUGCUGGCCUUGAGCUCUGACCUACAGGCCGCCAGAGCUCUGACCAUCAUUGCCAUCCUCGCCGGCAUUAUUGCCAUUCUGCUGGCCGUAGCCGGGGGCAAGUGCACUAACUGUGUGGAUAACGAGGCGUCAAAGGCUAAAGUGGGUGUGGCAUCCGGGGUGGUGUUCAUCAUUGCCGGAGUUCUUUGCCUGAUCCCUGUCUGCUGGACGGCAAACAGCAUCAUCCAGGACUUCUACAACCCGCUCCUGGUAAGCGCUCAGAAGAGGGAAGCGAAAGCAAUGGCCUCCGCUGGUCUCCAGAUUCUGGGCAUCGUCCUGGCUCUUAUCGGUUGGCUAGGGGACAUUGUCAUCUGUGUGCUCCCCAUGUGGAAGGUGACUGCUUUCAUAGGCAACAACAUUGUGACAGCGCAGAUGUUCUGGGAAGGCCUGUGGAUGAACUGCGUGACGCAGAGCACGGGCCAGAUGCAGUGUAAAGUCUACGAUUCCAUGCUAGCGCUCCCUCAGGACCUCCAGGCCGCCAGAUCUCUGGUGAUCAUCUCCAUCCUCGUGGCCCUGAUCGGCAUCCUGCUCUCCGUGGCAGGCGGGAAGUGCACCAACUGCAUCGAGGACGAGGAGGCCAAGUCCAAGGUGGCCAUUGCAUCCGGCGUGUUUUUCCUGGUCUCUGGCGUCCUCUGCCUGAUCCCAGUGUCCUGGUCAUCCAACACCAUUAUCAGGGACUUCUACAACCCGCUGCUCAACGACCUGCAGAGGAGAGAGCUGGGAGCUUCACUGUUCAUCGGAUGGGGCUCUGCUGGCCUAAUGCUCAUCGGAGGCGCACUUCUCUGCUGCCAGUUUCCCCAGCGUGAGGAGAGUGUGUACUCUGCCAAAUAUUCUGCCCCUCGCUUCACUGCCAGUGGAAGGGCCCAUGUCUGACAGAUUAACACUUACAUUGAACCGUGUUUUAAUAUGGACAUUUCAUGCUUGUGUAGUCUGAACAUGGGUAAUUCUGUUUCUCAAUACAUGACAAGGAUGAUUUGAUAUUUUAGCUUAACAGCUUCAUUGCUUUAAUAAAUUAUAUUUUAAUGCUUA